This is a messenger RNA of Entrophospora candida, 482 nucleotides long. NCBI's taxonomy places the organism in Eukaryota, Fungi, Glomeromycota, Glomeromycetes, Entrophosporales, Entrophosporaceae. The record is from the annotation of a GenBank genome assembly.
ACGACCUUAUACAGAAAAACUUGGUUUAGAAAAUGUUGGAAUUGAUGUUGAUGAUAAAGGAAGAAUUAAGAUCGAUUCUCAUUUUAAGACUAAUCAUUCACACAUCUUAUGUAUUGGUGAUGUUACUUACGGUGCAAUGUUAGCUCAUAAAGCUGAAGAAGAAGGCAUAGCUGCUGCAGAAUUUCUUGCAGGUGGAUUUGGACAUGUCAAUUAUGAUGUGAUACCUUCAGUAAUUUAUACACACCCAGAAGUUGCAUGGUGUGGUAAAACUGAAGAACAAGUUAAAGAAACCAAAAAACCAUAUCGUGUUGGUACCUUUCCAUUUGCUGCAAAUUCACGUGCACGAACAAAUGACGACUCUGAAGGAAUAGUUAAGAUUAUAUCUGAUGAAGAAACUGAUCUAGUGUUAGGAAUUCAUAUAAUUGGACCAAAUGCUGGUGAAAUGAUAGGUGAAGCUGUUCUAGCUAUGGAAUAUGGUGCAA